Arabidopsis lyrata subsp. lyrata is the source of this 628-nucleotide messenger RNA. Its product is annotated as vacuolar protein sorting-associated protein 53 B-like. Bases 1 to 627 code for a protein of 208 amino acids. The transcript has 7 exons. Gene Ontology annotation, cellular component: GARP complex. NCBI's taxonomy places the organism in Eukaryota, Viridiplantae, Streptophyta, Magnoliopsida, Brassicales, Brassicaceae. The record is from RefSeq and is a predicted model, not a curated record. Gene Ontology annotation, biological process: retrograde transport, endosome to Golgi.
AUGGAGAUGCAGACUAUGUUGGAGAAGAUGAAGAUCGAGAAGGAGAAGACGGAGGAGUUGCUUAAGGAGAAAGACGAGAUUCUGAGAAAGAAGGAGGAGGAGCUAGAGACGAGAGACGCUGAGCAGGAGAAACUUAAGGUGGAGCUGAAGAAGCUUCAGAAGACGAAGGAAUUCAACCCUAACAUGAUUGGAAUUUUUAUAUUAAAUUCAUGGAGGCAAGCUUCUCUAUCUGGCGUUGAGCCUUUUAUGCUGAAGAUUCAUAAUGAGAUUCGGCGAGUUGAUGCUACCAUUUUAGCUGUUGUUCGUCAACAGGGUAGCUCGGGAACUAGAGCUAAAGAAAAUCUUACUUAUGCUACAUGUGCUGCUGAGGAACUCUCUCAUAAGAUACAAGAGAUAGAAUCCAAAGCUGAGCUGACUGAAGCAAUGGUUCAAAAUAUAUGCCGCGAUAUUAAAAGGUUAGAUUUUGCAAAGAAGAACAUAACCACGGCGGUCACUGCCCUUAGUCGCCUCACAAUGUUAGUCUCUGCGGUUGAACAGCUUCAGGUGAUGACAUCAAAAAGGCAAUACAAGGAGGCAGCUACACAGCUGGAGGUAUCUUUUCUUGAUUCAUUUUUUGGUUCAGUUUAAG